This is a messenger RNA of Calypte anna (Anna's hummingbird), 3242 nucleotides long. It is a transcript of the gene PPHLN1, whose product is annotated as periphilin 1. The coding region runs from base 114 to 1259 and encodes 381 amino acids. The transcript is spliced from 10 exons. The record is from RefSeq and is a predicted model, not a curated record. Gene Ontology annotation, cellular component: nucleoplasm. NCBI's taxonomy places the organism in Eukaryota, Metazoa, Chordata, Aves, Apodiformes, Trochilidae. Gene Ontology annotation, biological process: negative regulation of DNA-templated transcription; protein localization to heterochromatin; negative regulation of gene expression, epigenetic.
GGCGCCACCGGGGGUUGGGGGGGUGAAAAGCAGCCUCCGCGCCGCGGGAGCCAGCGGGGAAGGCGGGUUAUUGAAUGGGUCUUCAGAAGCUGACGUGCUAAAACUGACAGAAAAUGGCAUAUCGAAGAGAUGAAAUGUGGUCUGAAGGGCGCUAUGACUAUGAAAGAGUUCCAAGAGAACGUCUCCCUCCAAGGGUUCAUCCUGAUGAUGAUUACCAUAGAGUUGUAAAUGUUGUGCCCAAGAAACCACCGCUGCUUGAAAGACCAGGGGAUGGGAAUUACAGUCGGUAUGAUGGUUACAGUCACCCUGAGUACAGAGACUAUGAAGAGGGUCGCAGUUUUGCCCACGACCGAAGAAGUGGCCCUCCCCACCGGGGUGUGCGUAAGGAUGAAUCAGGAUACAGAUGGCCAAGGGAUGAUCAUCCUAUGAGUCGGCAGCAUGACUACAGGGACAUCAGAGAUGGCUUCAGAAGAAAAAGCUUCUAUCCUUCUCAUUACAUGAGAGAGAGAUCUCCUCAUAAGAGGGACUCUCCUUUCUUCAAGGAAUCACCAGGGAGCCGAAGGGAUUCUCCACACAGCAGAUCUGGCUCGAGUGUCAGCAGCAGGAGCUACUCUCCUGAAAGAAGCAAAGGCUAUCCUUUCCAUCAGUCCCAGCAUAGCAGAAGUAUGUCAUCUUUACAUAAAAGAAAUAUUUCUUCUCAGCAAGGUAAAGAGAGGACAUCAGUUCAGUCACUGAAAACAUCAAGAGAUGCAUCACCUUCAGGCUCCGUAGUUGUACCGUCCUCAAAGACCCUGGAAAAGAGCAACAGACUAUCAGAAAAGGAACUUGCAGAAGCUGCAAUCAAGUGGGCAGCUGAAAAGGCAGAAAAGGCUGAUGAAAGCAAUUUACCUGAAAUAACAGAGUAUGAGACUGGAUCUUCAGCUCCAUUGUACAUUGAACAAACAGAGGAAACAGAAACAAACGUAGCAGAUGGUAUGGAGCUAUAUGAUGAUGGCCAGGUUCUUGACCGCUCAAAAGCAAUUGCAACUAAGACAAAGGAGAUAGAACAGGUCUACAGGCAAGACUGUGAAACCUUUGGCAUGGUGGUGAAGAUGCUAAUUGAUAAAGACCCAUCGUUAGAGAAUUCCAUUCAGUUUGCCCUGAGGCAGAAUUUGCAUGAAAUAGGUGAGCGAUGCAUUGAAGAACUCAAACAUUUCAUUGCUCAGUAUGAUGCUGCCAAUCAAGAUCUAUCAGAAUCCUUUAAAGAGGGCUCAUACUAAGGACAAAACUGUGCUUUUAGAUCCUUUGCAUUGUGUACGCCAUAACUCAUAAAUCUGCUUUUUGUGGGGACAGAAGAGAUCUUGCUGGAGAUUUGAGCCCAAGGCCUGCACUCCUUCAUAGUAGCUCAGGUGGCUAAAUCUUGUUCACUCUGGACUCCACAACUGCAUUCUGCUACCGGUUACUUGUUGACUUAUAUUUCCUUGACAGGAUCUUCUUUUCCAGAAUGUUGUAAAAUUACUAUUUUUCAAACCUUUACACAGUUACCUAGGAAAAAAUGUUCACUCUAAUGUAUGUACACUUAUGUUUUGAUGUAUGUAAGUGUAACUUCAAACACUAUUUUUUAUUAAAAUAACAAGAAGUGGCUCUUUGUUCCUCAAAUUAUGCAGAAAUGUCUUGUUUUUCUGUAUGAUAUAGGAAGGGAAGAUUUGCAGAAUUGUUCACAGCUAUGAUUUAAAUUAUUAUAGUUUAAUUUUAAACCUCAAAUUCAUUCUGUAAAAUUACAUUACAGGUUUUCUCUAGUCUGUGACUGCCAGGGCAAUUCUAACUACUCGAUAUAAGAAGUGCUGGUUUUUUGUUCUAAUUGCAGGUUCUGCCUUUUAAAUUCUGAUGUUUUCCAUGUCAUGAGUGGUAUUACACUAGUAAUAUUACACUAGUAAGCAGUAUUAUGUAGGAUGAAAUCCAUUUUUUAUUACUAUUUGUUACUUAAUGUUUCUUUCCUUAUGUUUUUGACUCCACCUUUCAGAGUAUUACUGCAGGCAGCCUCUGAGAAGGGAGAGGUCCCCUCUACUCCCUUCUUCUCCCCCCCCCCCCCUUAUGCCACCUCACUGUUUUUCUUCUAUCAGUUUUAACAAUUAGGGUGUGUGUCAUCUUUGUUUCUGACAUCAAGAAGAAGUGGGAAUUUGAGGUGACAAGGUGGAGCAAUGAAAGCAAGCUGGACCAUCUCCUCAGUAAUUCCAAAUUACUUUGGAUUAUGUGUACCAUGAAGCUGAACCCUAAGACCCCAAAUUCAUCAUUAUUUCAAACCUAGAUAAUAUCUGUGUAAUAUCUGGAGCCACUUUUAACUUCAUAGAGUGACUUGCUGGUGGACAGGGAUUGAAGAGAGUCAAGAGGCUGCCAGUUCUACAUGAUUACUUUUCAGAGAUGAAAAAUAUUUAGGACUCGUUGGCAGUUUCCUGACUGCUGGAUUGUGUAUAACUUUACAUUUAAUGAGGUACUGGGUUUUAUGAAUGUUUCACAAAAGGGAUAAUUUGAGUUCAUGGUCACAAAGAGGUAAGUAUAAGCAUGAUUGUUUUGUAUACAUUUGCAUUUCGAAAUGUGAAAGUCUGUAAAAGGACUAAUGACUAGAACUCACCAUUUCUGAAGUCCACAGUCUUAAAUGAAAAGAUUCAGUUAAUUCAGCCCCCUUAUCAAGAUGGCUUCUCAGAUUUCAUGAGAACAGUGUGCAGAAAAGUAAAUGAAAUAGCCAUGAUUUUGCAUGUACAAGGUACUGUAUGUGUCACAGCAUCUUACACAUGCAAAUCUUGAUAGGGUGUAUUGAAUAUGUUGCAUCAGAUUCCUGAGAUGCCUGAUUAUUUUUAAUGUCAGUAGGGUGUGGUUUUGCAGUUGUCUUUUGAUGGUUUCUAAGAGUUCACAUUACUUCAAGGAGAUGACCUGCAGCUUACCUUGUUGACACCUGGGGUUGUGUGGGCUGCACAGUGAGUGGGAAUGGGCUCAUGGAUCCUGUGGGAUGCUAAUAUGGGGAGAGAGAGAGGGGAAGAGAGGCAACUUAUUGUGGCACAGUAGCUAGACCUGAGCAGCCCCUCUGGCAACAACCUGGUUUACAGAGAUAGGCUACAAAACCACUGGCAAAAGUCUUCACUCAGGCUGAAGAAUUAACUACAGCACUUCACUUGCUUACAGGACUGAGAGCCUUCAGGAUGUUACAUCAGUGUUUCUGCUUUGGGUUAGAAAUGCUAAUGAAAAAAUACUGGUAUCAUGCUUAA